ACUUUGAAAGCUAAAUUUACAUUGUUUUGAAUGAAGCCAAAAGAAAACAAUUUUCAUCAUAAAUGCUUAUUUUUCCCUUAACACAGGCCCAUCAUCACGACCAUCACUAUGACCGAUGGGGACUAUGAUUAUCUGAUCAAACUCCUGGCCCUUGGAGAUUCAGGGGUAGGGAAGACAACAUUUCUUUAUCGAUACACAGACAAUAAAUUCAACCCCAAGUUCAUCACGACAGUAGGGAUAGACUUUCGGGAAAAACGUGUGGUUUACAACACGCAGGGACCAAAUGGGUCAACAGGGAAAGCAUUUAAGGUGCAUCUUCAGCUAUGGGACACUGCAGGACAAGAGCGAUUCCGGAGCCUCACUACGGCAUUCUUCAGAGACGCCAUGGGUUUCUUAUUAAUGUUUGACCUCACCAGUCAACAGAGCUUCUUAAAUGUCAGAAACUGGAUGAGCCAACUGCAAGCAAAUGCUUAUUGUGAAAAUCCAGAUAUAGUAUUAAUUGGCAACAAGGCAGACCUGCCAGACCAGAGGGAAGUCAAUGAACGGCAAGCCCGGGACCUGGCUGAAAAAUACGGCAUACCAUAUUUUGAAACAAGUGCAGCGACUGGCCAGAAUGUGGAAAAAGCUGUGGAAACCCUUCUGGACUUAAUAAUGAAACGAAUGGAACAGUGUGUAGAGAAGACCCACAUCCCCGACACCAUCAAUGGAAGCAGCUCUGGAAAGCUGGAUGGGGAAAAGCCAGCAGAGAAGAAAUGUGCCUGUUAGACUUUACCCCAGCCUCUGAUCAUCCAGAACCCCAGGCAAACGUCACUUCCAAAAAGAGCGACAAACCAUACAAUUUUUGUUGAGUAAACCGUGUAUAACGGCAUGUCUUUCUUUUCCUGCCAGAAAUUUAAAAAAACCUGAAUAGUCAACAGUGUUCAAAAGAGUUGACCAGUAAUCCCCAAGGCCCCUCCAAACAAGAUCAAAGAUUUCCCAGUGUCAUUGUACCAUCAUGGAUUCUCAAUUUGUUUUUUUCAUAAAGAAGAUGAACAUAGAAAGGAGUGUGAAAGAAGAGAUACCAGUGAGUUUUCCAUCAGAACCAAAAUUACCUUGUCACACUGGGGACAAGAAUAGGUUUCUGAAGGGAGAACACAGAAAGAUGGCUUGUUUUUUAAAGGUUGGAUUUACUAGUUACGUAGAUUCUGAUUUGGACUUUCAGGUUUGCAUUGAGGGGGACAUAUUAGCUAAAAGUGCAUACACAAUAAAGAAUUCUAAGUGGUUCAUUUAGAGUGACAUUACUAUGUAUAUCCUAUAAGCUGUGCUAGAAUGACAACAUUACUGAUAAAGUUACGAGAGGAUGAAUGUCAGACUUCUGACAAUAUGUAAGAGACUGUGUAAUAAUGCCAUUUGUAUAUUCUUAAUAAAUGGCAGAUAGACAAGAAUAGGACUGUGAAUGACAGAGGACAAGAAGAAGGCCCAGAGAGAGAGAUGAAGGUAUGGGAAAAUGGCAUUUGGACAACUGAAAUUAAAUGUGUCUCUUACAGAUGUCUGGGAGAAUUACUUAGCCAAAUUUCAGUCCAGCCAGUUGAAAGAUGACAUUAUUGGUUGGCAUUAAGAGAGUGUCCAGAGGUUUCCAUUCCCAGCACAGUUUUAGAAACUGGUCUAGUGCUCAGCUUCUGGUGUAGUGUUCAGCUUCACAUUUCACAUUUCUUAGCAAAUCAUGAUAAACAGUCACAAAGAGAAAUUAAAGAUUGCUGUUUAUUAAAUAUCUCUUUAUGAACUCAAGAAAAACUAUUUAGCCUUAAUUUUUUGGAUAAAAUAUGCUGAUGAUAUGAAAUAAAAAGUGACUAUUAAUUCUAGGUUUCUAAUUUACAAAGUACUAGAAACUCUGUAUCACAUUGCCCCCCUCCAGCCUACACCCACCCUUGGCUUUGACUCAACUGUAAAAACACUGGUGUGUCACUUUGUAGAUUAACAACUUCGGAAUUAUGAUGGAUCAAUUUUAUGGUCACUUAAUUUUCAUGUCAUUCAUCACAAAAAAGUUGAUGAUACCUCAUGCCAUAUUACAGUGUAUUUAGCAUCUGUUUUUAUUUUGCCUAAGGCAAAAUACCUAUGGGUGAACUAUAUUUGGGGGUUGGCAGAGAUGGAACUGUAUCCUGUCUCACCAAAAUUUGGUUAAUGGCUUUAUUUUUCCCAUAAUGCUGUCUUUUCUUUCUAAAAAUGAUCACAAAAGCAUUUUCCAUUGGCCUAUUCUUAUUACUGUGUCUAAUAUUACAUUGGUUUUUUAUUUUAGCUUCUGAUAAACAUAAGCCAUUCCUUUUAAACUUCAAGUGUUUCAGUCAAGUUUAUCAAUAACAAAGUCAUCAUACUUUAAGUUUUCUCUGUUUAUUAUGAGUAUAUGAUUUUUCUAAAGGCUAGUUCUUCUUUGUAGAAAAUUUUGCCAAUUAAACUGCACUUUUCUAGACUUUGUAUAUUUUUUGUUAAGUUACAAAUGUAGGAAACUCUAAAUCCCAGUCCCCCACCUUUAACCUCCUCUAUCAAACUCCAUCUGGUACAAAUCAGUUUUUGGAACACACAUCCAAGGGAGCAUCCAGCUGUAAGACCCAGAAAUGUGCCAUGAAUCAGGUAAUUUGGAAGCUUUUAAGUCAGUCCCUUAACAGACUAACACAGUCUCCAUGUUGGCUGCCCAGGUCCUGUGAUUCCUGUGUGAUGCCAACUUCUAAAACUGGUCAUGGGUGGGGUAUUCCCUCCCACGACGCUUUUCUCUUUGAUGCUCUUCAUGACCUCAGUGCCUGUGCCCAAAGGAUAUUAGAUAUUAGCUGACGUCAAAGAUGUUUCCUCUGGAAGGCAUAUGAGCAAAACCAAUGUAACCAUCGAAGUGGCAAAUUUUGGUGAAUUCUUGUGGUCAUUAUAUCGAUUUCUCCUUUGGAUUCAAAUUGUGAUGUCCCCUGCGUUUCCAUAAUAGGAAAUAUUUAGUCUUUCUAAAAAUCCAAAAUGCAUUCUAUUUUGGAUAUUUAUUUUUUCUAUUUAUUUUCCAGUUAUAUGAUUGAUUUGCUUAUGCCAAGAUUCUGUCACUGUCAGUUAUUUAACAAGCUUUUAGUUCAGGAGCUAUUUUAAGAUUAUUAUUUGAUAGCCAUAGCAUGAAGCAGAGGGUGAUGAUGCCUUUAAGUAUAGAACUAUUCCUAUAAAAAUAACAAUUAUUGGGUAAUAAUAUCAAGAGGAACAAAAUUAAAAACAGUCAAGAAUAUUAUUUUAAAAUAGUAUUAUACUUUUACAUACUUGAUCUAAAAUAUUUUAUUCUCUGUUGAGUUUGACUUAAGACCCUAAAGUCUAUGUAACCAUUACUAGUAACCAUUACUCUUUCAUUAUUUCAGAAUCAUUUAUUCCAUAUAAUUCAUGUUACAAUUUUAAAUUGAUUUGAAGUCAUGAAGUAUAAGACUGCUUUUGAAGAAUUGCAUUGUUAACACAUAGCAACAUGUGUUACGUAUUAUCUCCCAAAUGCUUUAGUAAGCCAUAUUUUAUUUUGGAGAAUUAUUUAAAAUGUACGUGAAGUUCUUUCCGAUAUAGAAACCAUUUCUGAAGUGUUUACACUGGUUUGAUGUUUACAUUGUCCUAAUACAGUGCCUCAGAUACCUCCAUGACCAAAUUUGUCUAUAGCCACAUAGCUCAAUUCCUAUAAUACCAUGGUAUAGGAAGGGCUCACAGAGACACUAGUGCAGCUAAAGUUAUUUUGUUGUCUUCAGCAAAGGGUAUAAGGAUAUUAUUCAAAUCCAAAGAUUAUUACCACCAUCUCUUGGUCACAUUUUGGGAAAUGGACAUUUCUUGAGACUCUAACUGUGAUUAGGUACAAGAUUACCUUUUAAUAUAAAAAAAAAAUCCUUUGGAAAAUUUAUCAGAAGUAGUUAAGAGAACAUGUCUGUCUUGUUGUGAUGAGGAUAAGAAGUCACAGAUUGGCAGAAAAAAUGCUGAGUACUGGAAAUUUAACUUGUGGGUCUUGACAUAAGACUUUUAAAACUCUGGCCAGUGACCACUCUAGCCAAGUUGCUAUCAUUUCCAUAUUAUCAACUAUCAUGCUACAAAUAAUUCAAAACCAGCAUUUUACUAAAGUAAAUAUUUUCCCUGUUGUUUUUAACCAGAUAGGGCAUUCUGGGUAUCAGUGAGUGCUUUGUUAUGCUUCUAGUACAAGUUAUUCUCUGCCAACCCAUUCAGAUAAGAAGGAUUGGGCAAGAGUUUUUCCAGCCCUUUCUUGUCUCCUUUAUGAAAGAGAGAAGCUUUGACCAUAACGAAGAACUGACUACAUUAAAAGACAGUUUAAUAACAGCUGAAGUAGUCUUUAAAGUGUAAAUAUUGUCCACUGUGAAUCAACAAAUUUGAUGAAGCUCAUACCCAUUCUCACCAAUGGAGUGGGUAUGUUAGUUAGAAGGAAAAGCAAUAUGUUUAAAAAGGUACAGUAUAUAACUAGGUGUAGAAUAUAACCUGGAACUACAAAUAUGAGGGAGAAUCCUCACCCAUAAAGAAUUUUGGAGUUUAAAACUCAAAUUAUAAAGAGAUUAUAUUGAAGUUUCUGGUUUCCUAACAUACUUAAUAUUAUUUUUUAAAAGGAAGAUCUGUGAGCUAUGUUAGCCAAAGCAAUAGAAAAGUAGUCCUUCACCUUCUACUCCCAAGCUUUAAAGCGUUAAAAGACGUCUAAUGUUUUUGAAUAUUUUAGGGAAAGCAUUAUCAUUUUUAAAGAUACCAAGAUGCUGUCUAUAUUUAAAACUAUUGUUUAGGAAUUCACCAAAAGCUAUAUUUUCUUCUUGAUCUUUGACCAAAAUGGUAUAAGCUUAUUUCUGGGAAGAGUGCUGAGCUCCUAAACAUGGAAAGUAGAGAAUAUGCCCUGAGUUGAGUGCUGUCUCAAUGUUGUAUAAAUCUAUAAAGAUAGUUGCCUCAUAAAGUAGAACUGUUAGAUGAAUAGGGAAUUUUAUAAACUUAUUGCCUUGGAGUUCUUGGGUAGAGACCCAGCCAUGAUGACACUGUUGAGUAAGAACUAUAAAGAAAGAUUAGAGAUUCAAGUUGUCUAAAUAGAGUUUCUAACUAUGGGAGAACAUGGAGAAGACCAUACUUAAAAGGCUGAUUUUUAUGUAGGAAAAAAAAAAAAAACCAAAA
This is a messenger RNA of Odocoileus virginianus texanus, 5127 nucleotides long. Lineage: Eukaryota; Metazoa; Chordata; Mammalia; Artiodactyla; Cervidae. The record is from RefSeq and is a predicted model, not a curated record.